AUGAAGGAAUGGAAGCUACCUCUGGGCCUGGGGCAGGUCAGGGCUAUCAUAAAAGCCAGCCCAACUCCUCGCUGCCUCAUUCACUUCUCUCACCUCCUCCUUGGGAACCAGCAGGUGCACCUCCAGCCUCAAGACAUGUCCUGCUACGACCAGUGCCUGCCAUGCCGGCCCUGUGGCCCGACUCCGCUGGCCAACAGCUGCAAUGAGCCCUGUGUCAGGCAGUGCCAGAACUCCACUGUCAUCAUCCAGCCCUCUCCCGUGGUGGUGGCCCUGCCUGGCCCCAUCCUCAGCUCCUUUCCACAGAACACCAUUGUAGGAUCCUCCACCUCCGCUGCUGUUGGCAGCAUCCUCAGCUGUGAUGGAGUGCCCAUCACCUCUGGCUGCUGUGAUCUCUCUAGCAUUUCCAGCCGCUACUGUGGCAGAAGGUGUCCCCCCUGCUAA
Gavia stellata (red-throated loon) is the source of this 441-nucleotide messenger RNA. RefSeq names its product feather keratin Cos2-3-like. Bases 1 to 441 code for a protein of 146 amino acids. Lineage: Eukaryota; Metazoa; Chordata; Aves; Gaviiformes; Gaviidae. The record is from RefSeq and is a predicted model, not a curated record. Gene Ontology annotation, cellular component: intermediate filament. The transcript is spliced from 4 exons. Gene Ontology annotation, molecular function: structural constituent of cytoskeleton.